AUGAAACGUCACGCAGUCAAACAUCUCCUCCAGACUGGAUGUAUGAGAAUCAUCCGACGUUCUCCAGCUUCAGGACAAAGAUGUAAAUCUCUCUCUGAGAACAGGUGUGUCUUUACCCGCUUUGAAAGUGUAUUCUUGGAGACGUUUUCACUCGGAAACCGCCUUUUUUUGUACUUCAGGCUGCAGAGCGUCACCUCGCAGAACAACAAGGACGGCGUCGGGUUGGUGGAGUCAAACUGUGAGGGUGAAGAAAAGAAGAAAAGUGGUGAAGAGAGAACUGGAGGUGUGUCCUAUGACUAA
Xyrichtys novacula (pearly razorfish) is the source of this 300-nucleotide messenger RNA. Lineage: Eukaryota; Metazoa; Chordata; Actinopteri; Labriformes; Labridae. The record is from the annotation of a GenBank genome assembly.